CUCCGCCAAUCACCGGCGCCGCUCGGAGCCGGCGGCGGCGUCCCCGCGGGCCGGGCCGGGCGAGGCCGCGCCGAGCCUGCGGCUGGCUGCCGGGCGCCCGGCGAGCGCCCCGCCAUGGGCACGGUGCCGUCGGCGCUGAAGCAUUGCCUCAGCUACCAGCACCUCCUCAAAGAGCAGCUGUGGAUCGGGGAGCCGGCCGCGCCGCCGGCCGCGGCCCCGCACGCCGGGCAGGAGUCUCAAGCAUCUGGACUGCCUGAGUACAUAAAGAUUGUAGAAGUUGGGCCGAGGGAUGGAUUACAGAAUGAAAAGGUGAUAGUCCCAACUGAUAUCAAAAUUGAGUUAAUCAACCGGCUUUCCAAAACAGGCCUGCCUGCAAUUGAAGUGACCAGUUUUGUUUCAUCCAAAUGGGUGCCUCAGAUGGCAGAUCACAAAGAAGUAAUGAAGGGCAUUGAGCGGCAUCCUGGAGUCCAAUAUCCUGUUCUCACGCCUAAUCUUCAAGGUUUUCAUUCUGCUAUUGCAGCAGGAGCUACAGAAGUCUCAGUAUUUGGUGCAGCAUCUGAAUCUUUUAGCAAAAUGAAUAUUAAUUGUUCAAUUGAAGAAAGCAUAGAAAAAUUUGAAGAAGUUGCUAAAUCUGCAAGGAAUAUGAAUAUUCCAGUGCGUGGGUAUGUGUCAUGUGCAUUGGGAUGCCCAUAUGAAGGAAAUAUCGUACCAGCCAAAGUGGCAGAAGUAUCUAAGAGGCUGUACAGUAUGGGCUGUUACGAAAUCUCUCUGGGGGACACAAUUGGUGUGGGGACUCCUGGAAGUAUGAAAAGAAUGUUGGAAGCUGUUAUGAAAGAAAUUCCUCUGAGUGCUCUUGCUGUUCACUGUCAUGACACCUAUGGCCAGGCAUUAGCCAAUAUCCUCACAGCCAUACAGAUGGGAGUUGCUGUAGUGGAUUCAUCAGUUGCAGGACUGGGUGGAUGUCCCUAUGCAAAAGGUGCUACUGGAAAUGUAGCCACAGAGGAUGUGAUAUACAUGCUUAAUGGCCUGGGGAUCAAUACAGGAGUAAAUCUUUCUACAGUGAUGGAAGCUGGAAAUUUCAUCUGCACAGCUUUGAACAAGAAAACAAACUCAAAGGUUGCACAAGCUUCCUUCAAUACUGGAACUAUCAAUUAAAUGGAUUUUUUUGGCAGCUUAAUCACAUUUGUCAUCUACCUUGACCAAGAACAUAUCAAGAAAACAAAUAUAAAAAGACCAUUUCAGCAAAGAACCAAAAUAGAACCCAUACAUAACUUCUUAUUAUGAGAAGAGUUAUUGUACUGUACUGUCAAGAAUUGUCUGAUUUGUGAGAAAUAAAUGACUAGUACAGAACCCUGUGCUUGAUACUUAUACAAGUGAAAAAAAUGUAAAAACACCAGGACAUAUUACCAUGUUUUAAAUUGAAUUUUAGUUCUUUUCAGGAAAACUGGAUAGAAGCAGUGAAUACAUAGUUAAUUUUUAAUCAAGAUGACUUCUAGAAUAGUACAAAUAUUUACAGUAGUUUAUGAGAUCCCACACUGUGUGUGGCCGUUCUAUUAUGUGUUUUAUUUAUCUGAAUCCUUACUUUUCAUUUGUCAAGUUAGUUCUGUUAUGAACAUGGAGCCAAAUCUGAAUUCACCAUAAGAAUUUUUUAGCAAUAGCACUUUUUUAUUUUUUCCUUGUUUAACAUCUGUUAAGUUAUGGAUGACUUUAUCUUGUUCCAAGACUUUGUGGUGAAUGGCAGUCUGCCAGAUCCUCUGAAUCUAAUGCAAAUUUCCUUAUUUGUUACAUAUGUUAAAUUUGUUGUAGUUACUUUUUUUUCAUCAACUGUAUUAAAACCUAAUUAUAUGAAGCAACUGAAAAUUGGCAAGGUUUUCAACCAUCAUUCAGGAUAAUAGUAGUGUAGAAGGAGCUAAAUUUUUGUCCAAGAUCUCAUCAAACAAUUUGAUUUUUUAUUCUAUAGUCUAUGAAUUUACAUUCUCACUUAUAAGUCACGGGUUUUUGAGGAUAAUAAUAUUCUGCUAGGCUAAUUGCACAAAGGAAACCACUUAUAAUUUUUUUCUGUGCUCUGCUGGUAAUGAUACUGUUCUUUUACAUGUAUUAGUUCAGCAAGAUGCCAGUGAACUGCACUGUUAUUUUUAGAUUAAUAAUGGACAAAUACAAAGAAGAGCCUUAUCCUAUCUAUAAGCUGUUCAAAUGUGCCAUGAAAAUAUUGUCAUUUUUUUAGCCUGAAACAUCAGUACUGUUAUUGAUUGUUUGUCUAGGAUCCUUCUGUAAUUCUCUGUGUACUUAACCUUGAUCUAUAUUUUUUCUGAACGUAAUGUGUUAACAUGAAAAUCUAAAACCCUGGACUAUGAUCUUUUUCUAUCUCCAUUCUCCAUUUUCCUCCAAAAUAUGAAAGGUUGGAAAAAGGUAAGAUGAAAGAAAGUGAAAGAUAACAUGUAAAGAAGGAAAAGGCUGAAUCAUUUUUGUCUGAAACUCAACUCUGCCAAGUUACAGCUGAGUCUCAGUUUGCCUUUGAAAUUCUGAAACGAAUGUUUUUAGCCAGUGUUGUAGUUUAGAAUUGGCACAUCUUAAGAAAGUCAAACUCUGCAUGCCAGGUAACUCAAAGCUAUAAAUUUGAUAUAAAACCCCUAUCCUGUUUCUGCUGUAAUGAUAGUCAAAACUAAUGUAAGCUACAUUGUUCCACUCUUCUCAUGGUAACACUCAAAGAGUAAGCAAAGAAAUGUGUUCAGGUGAGGCAGGAAAUAUCUUGCCUAUCAAUCCAAAACACUAAAUUGCACCCCUUCCUGUGGUACCUAAUAAGACUUUCAGGUACUUUUAAAGAUGUGAACACCCUGAUUUUCUUGACCUGCUCUGGGUGCAUAGUUGGAUCACAGCAGAAAAUACUCUGUCCUCAUUUUCCCAUGUUUCAGCUGGGGCUUUGUUAUUUAGCAGCCACUAUCGCUCAUAUAUCAAAACAUGAACUUUAAUAAAACCAGAUCUUGAACCAUUCACAGAUUUAAAAAUUCUGUAAUGAAUUAGAUCCAAUGAAGAAGUAAGGAAUCUGCAGCAGUAUUUAGGCUGAACUUAGUGUAAUAAUUAGUAGUUAAGCCUAAAUGAGAUGCCAGAAUUGACAUCCUAAAGACUCCCUGAUUCAAGUGCCAUUUACCCCUGCAGGUGACUAGCCACACUGUAAUACUUUUUUGUUUAACAGUGAAUUUCCUCAUAUAUUUAACAGUAAUUUCCUCUUUAGUUUGCUUCUGUGCAGGCACAGAAUUAGCUCAUUUAGAGCCAAAAUCUGCAGUUCUCAUGUAGGGCCUGAUGAAUUUUCUUCCACCCAAGAUCCUGUGAACAUGUUUAACCAACAAGUAAGAUUGAGGCUCUCAAAGAAUGAAAGUGAAGUCACCCCUUGAAAAAAAGUAGUUGUGAUACAAACAAUCUUUUAAAUAUUAGCAUGAAUGUUGGACUAAACAACUGAUCUGAGAUUACCUUGCUACUGAGACGGGAGAUUCAGAUGCACAUUUUAUGGCAUCCUAAUCAAUGGAUCUAACCACCUGGCUAUAUUCAGAACUGAAAAAGAACGUGCUUUCUAGCAAAUUCAGAUGAGGUUGUGCCACUGGGCACAACUACUUACUGAGACCAGUAGGAUCACAAGAAAAAAAGUCUCUGAAACAGAUUAUUUUUUUUCCUUGAAGAUGGUGGAGAGAGCUUCAGCUGUAGGCCAAGUUAGGAACUGAACUGAUACUGUCCACUUUUCUGAUAAGUAUACUAACUACAACACCUUAGAUAAAAGUGAGUGGUUUCCCUACUACCACAACUUUUGUGUUAAAUAAAAUACUUAUAUAGAGCGUAGACUAUAGAAUAAAAGAACUAGCUCUGCUCAGUUCUUUGGGAGUUCUAGACGUCUGUGUUCCUAAGUACCAUGAAGGAUUGCUGCCUCUGGUGCCAAGAGACGCUUGCAGUCUGGAGGAAUUUUCAGAUAUGCCUCUGCAUAGUGCAUCCUAGGCUUCUCAGCACCUGGGCUGUCAAGUUCAAAAUUCUAAAGCUCUUAACUCUCCCUCUGAACUGAUACAGGGUACCUAUUAAAUCGCAGGGAUGAACAACCUGAAAUGCCUCAGUUCUUUAUUGGGUCUGUUUUAGAAACUACCUGGGAGCUUGUGGAGAGUUCUAAAUGCAGGUCUGCUAUUCUGUAAUGAUGUGAGCAUUGGAAAAGAUGAGCCAUCACAUCUGGAGCCCGUUCUUCACUCGCACGUUCAGCUUCAGCCACAUAGUGAGUUAUAGUAAUCCAGGGUGGAGGUCACCAACAAAUAGAUUGUUUGUCAGGAUCGUUACAAGGGAGGAAGAAACAUAAAGCCAGAUUCAAAAAACCCCCAGUGUUUAUGUGCCAAAAGUGCCACCUGGGAUGAAUUUAGGCCUGUGGGUCCAGGUGAGCAAUCCCCAUAAAAUCCUUCUUUACUUGUAGUGUGACUGAGGAUCCUGAGACAUCUCAUGUUCUCGCUACUAAAAUUUGUUAGGCACAUAAAGUGCUGCUGCUCUGCUUUCCUAGGUGGGCAUUAUUUUAACAUUUUAACUGCACAGAGCAUUUUAAUGCCCAAUCUUUGGCUUCACAAAAUAGGUGUAUAUUGCCCUUAAGAUCAAGGGCUAAUCCAGUAGCUAUUCCAUGAGCAUGCAUCACUCACAUUGGCAGCAUUGAAUUCCACACAUAAUAAAGCAGCUGAGACUACAUCCCUUCAAAACCAUGGCAAGUCAUGAGAUAGUGCUACUGCUCUCCAGUGCUUCUGACUUUCUAAAUAUUUAUGCUUAUAUUCAGAGUGACCCAUUGCUAGUGGUGCCUGCAGGUGUUCUUAUUACUAUGUCAUUAUAAAAAUUAUAUAUAUAAAUAUAUAUAUAUAUAUAUUUGUUCAAAGGUAUCAGGAAAAAGCAACAGAAUGCUGAAUAUCAUGAUUACACUGUUGGAAUGUGAGGACAUGCUGUCUCCCUGUCUGUUUUGCUAAUGAUCCGCCGUAAAUGCUGAAAAGGGGCUAACGUAAACUCUGAGAGCAUGUGGGAGAGAAGUAGUAGUUACUGACUGCCUUCAGCAAGUAUUGUGGGACACAAAUUAGUUGUACCAAGAUACUUACUUCUAUGCUUUGGAGACUUUCUUCUGUAUCUCACUGUAUCACAGUCACUGCAGAGAUCUCACAGAACAAUAUGGGAUCAUCCUACUUGUGCCAUGGCCGUGGAGUAUGUAAACUGGAGUUCCCAGGGCAGUCUUUGGUCUGUGAAGGUUCAACAGUGAACCAAUGUGAUAUUGCUGGAAUUUUCUUUAAUACUUCUACAGUAUUUUUUCCUGUGUUGUUGGCAAUAGCUAGUAAGUCAAAUAGUGGCUUCUUUGGCUGGUCAAGAUACUAUGUUAUUCUAAAGGUAUGGCUGGUGUGCUUUUUUGAAGGAGAAUGAUCAAUGCCAUUAGUAAUGGGCAUAAUUGUUCUUCAGUGCCUUUCACAAAACAACAAUGACAUGAAUCCUGUGCAUGGAUAGUGCUAAUGCCUUACAGCAGCAGCUUCCUUUGUAGUUUAAACUUUGAUGUAUUAGGGCAACUUGGCUCUGGACCAGCACUUUAAUGUUUCAUUUUCAUGUAUAACCAGAGUUUAUGGAAAUAGGAAGUGAAUAUUCUGUUCUUGUGAAUAAGUCCAGAGAGGCUUUGGCUAAUUUUUCUUUCUUAAUAGCGUCAUUUGAGUUCAUAAAACUUUUAUUAUUGUAAUAAGGAGUCACAAAAUGAAGACUGCAAGUCUGUGAGGUAAAAUUCCCAUGUUUGGGAUCAGUGGUGGUGAAAUGAAACACUACUUGUCCAAAGAGUUAGUUAAAGGUAUAAGAUCUGCCUAUUUUUCAUGGAGUUAUUUUUAAGGGGUAGAAAUAUUGUUUAAUUACUGUGACACUGAAUUUUUCUGCGAUUUCUCAGAUUACCUUAAGUUCUCUUUAUGGACUGUGAAGUGUUUAGAGAACUGACUGAACAAAACAAUCAGUUUGGAGAAGAGAAUGAACUUGUUUUCCAGUUCUUGACUUCCUGAUCAAUGCUUUUUGUUAUGCUAUAUUUCUGAAGAUUAUUUUCCUCUACAGUCCUUCUUUAAUGCAGUGUUGAUCUUCAUUGCUGCAAUAACACAGCAUGCAGAAGGACUACAGCCAAAGUCAACUUAGACCUUUGAAACUGAUGUCAAAGAGAUGAUAUGUUUGUUAAGGAAUUGUCAUGUAUCCUCUUGGUUAAAUGCAUUUGUGAUUUUGCAAUAUGUGGUGGUGUUAAAGCUGAAAUAAAAUCUAUCUCAGUGUUUAUUGAAA
Messenger RNA from Tyto alba (common barn owl), 6291 nucleotides. RefSeq names its product 3-hydroxymethyl-3-methylglutaryl-CoA lyase like 1 (gene HMGCLL1). The coding region runs from base 115 to 1155 and encodes 346 amino acids. The record is from RefSeq and is a predicted model, not a curated record. Gene Ontology annotation, cellular component: endoplasmic reticulum; cytosol. Gene Ontology annotation, biological process: ketone body biosynthetic process; L-leucine catabolic process. Lineage: Eukaryota; Metazoa; Chordata; Aves; Strigiformes; Tytonidae. Gene Ontology annotation, molecular function: hydroxymethylglutaryl-CoA lyase activity. The transcript has 9 exons.